Molecule: messenger RNA, 798 nt
Organism: Patiria miniata (bat star)
Lineage: Eukaryota; Metazoa; Echinodermata; Asteroidea; Valvatida; Asterinidae
Product: X-linked retinitis pigmentosa GTPase regulator-interacting protein 1-like
Exons: 1
Coding region: 1-798 (265 amino acids)
Source: RefSeq, a predicted model, not a curated record
AUGUUAGGUAAACACGAACAAAUCACUCUGAAGGCAAUCACAGAGGAUGAUUGGGAGGAAAUCAUGACACUUAUCCUCAGGGAUCAAGGACUUGAGGAAUGGGCACAGGGUGAUGUAGAAGAGUGGAACAUGACAAAAGGAAGCAUUCUGGAACAGCAGGUUGUCUGGGAACAGGAUUUAGACAAUGCUCUCAAGGAUAUUCUGUAUGAAAGGUUACGUAAGCCUGUAAAAGACAUCAUGACAAAGUAUGUUCAUGAAAACUGGGGAAAUAAAGUGGGGGAUUAUCUCACACAAAGAAAGAUAAGGUACCUCCACAAUAAAGUAAUGCAGGCUCUGUACAAUCACGGUGAAGGUAAUCACGGUGAAGGUAGCCUUAAAACAAUAGUAAAUGCUGCCAGUGGAAGGGGUUAUGCUUUUCUGUUGCAUGUGCUCGGAGCCCCAAAAAGGGCAGAAGGGGAAGAGGCAGAAGGGGAAGAAGGGAAAAAACGGGAAGAGAAAGAAGAUGAAGAUGGGGAAGAGGUAGAGGGAGAAGAAGAGGAAGAUGAGAAAGAAGAUGAAGAUGGGGAAGAGGUAGAGGGAGAAGAAGAGGAGCAAGAUAAGAAAGAAGAUGAAGAUGGGGAAGAGGUAGAGGGAGAAGAAGAGGAGCAAGAUGAAAAAGAAUAUGAAGAGGGGGAAGAGGUAGAGGGAGAAGAAGAGCAGCAAGAUGAGAAAGAUCCGCAUGAAUUAUUGCGAAAGCGCAUAAUUGCAGACUUUGUUGCGCAUAAAGAACUUUGCUACAUACUUAAAGGGAAAGACUAG